Staurois parvus is the source of this 384-nucleotide messenger RNA. Lineage: Eukaryota; Metazoa; Chordata; Amphibia; Anura; Ranidae. The record is from the annotation of a GenBank genome assembly.
UACUGAGUGAGCUGUGAUUGGUCACAGCUUGUCACAUGGUACAAGGCUGUUGUGAAUAGCCUUGUACCAUGUGACCUCUGUGAUCAUUCACAGAUUUCACACGUAGUAAGCAAUGAUGUCACAAGUGAUAUCUUGCUUACUACUUUGCAUCUGAUCACUGAUUGGCCAAUCAGUGAUCACAUGAUCGGGACUUCGUACAGAGGUCCUCGUACAGAGGUCCCGUCCGACGAUCGGUGUUUCACUGUGUCCGGGGAGCACGCACAAGCAGGGUGCAGGGAGGCCGUGUAUAAACGGCCACCCAAGCCUGCAGUGCCACCGUCCGGCCGUUUAUAUACAACGGCCGGUCCGGAAGUGGGGGUAAAAGUGUCCGGGCAGGAAGUGGUU